CUCUCUCCCUCCCUCCGGAUUCAUCACAAACAACAUUCCUGGCAGUUUGUUUGUUGUCAUCCAUUCUUCUUCUCUUGUCCUUAUCCCCCACCAGCAUUUGGUUACUUCUGCUCGCUCUCUCUCUCUCUUCGUCCUUUUUUCUUUUCAUCUUUCUUUUCCCUUGUUCUUUGCUCUCAGGACGAAUCCUGAUCACUCGAGGACUUCUUCUUUUCGUGUGAUCUGUAUAUAUAUCUACACAUAUUUAUACGCAUACAUAUUGGCCUCAAACCCGUGCAUUCAAGCUUCUGAAGUUGCGAGUUGUUGGCUAACGCAUGGAUUUCGGUUUCCCCGACAGCACUUGAAGAACCGUUGAUCCAUACAACCCACUACAACCUGGAAUCUGACGACCUCUUACUCUUCUUCAGCUCCUUCGUUUUCGUCUACAUACCGAAACAAUGGCGUCCUCGACGUCCGGCGAAGAGCGUCAACCCGAGAAGGAGGUUCCUACGAGCACCAUAGAUGCCGAGGCCGGUGGCUCCUCUGUCAAUGGCAAGCCGUGGAUGUAUAGACCGCUGAAGAUUGGACCGUGGAAGUUGCCCUGGUUCGCCUCGCCGGAGACCCAGUUGGUGUUGGUCUCUUUUGUUUGCUUCCUCUGCCCGGGCAUGUUCAAUGCCGUCAGCGGCCUUGGUGGUGGUGGCCAAGUCAACCAGACCGACGUGAGCAAUGCAAACACUGCCCUGUACAGCACAUUUGCCGUGGUUGGGUUCUUCGCCGGCUCCAUUGCCAACCGUAUUGGUCUCCGUCUUACGCUGUCUCUGGGCGGAUUCGGUUAUUUCCUCUAUGUCGCAUCGCUCUUGUCGUACAAUCACAAUGAGAAUGCCGGCUUCCUCAUCUUUGCCGGUGCUCUUCUCGGUGUCUGUGGCGGCCUGCUGUGGUGCGCCCAGGGUGCAGUCAUGAUGAGCUACCCGAAGGAAGAAGAGAAGGGAAAGUUCAUCUCCAUCUUCUGGGUGAUUUUCAACCUAGGCGGCGUCAUCGGCAGUUUGAUCCCCCUGGGACAGAACAUGCACUCGGACGCAGGGCGGGUUAAUGACGGUACUUAUAUCGCCUUCAUGGUCCUCAUGGCGGUCGGCUUCGCUCUCGCCUGGACUCUUUCCGACUCUAAAUACGUCAAACGCAGUGAUGGCUCGCAUGUCAUUGUGAUGAAGAAUCCUACCUGGAAGUCCGAAUUCCUCGGGCUGUACGAAACACUGCGGACCGAUUAUUACAUCGUCCUCUUCUUCCCCAUGUUUCUGGCGAGCAACUGGUUUUACGGAUACCACUUCAACAGCGUCAAUGGCUCGUAUUUCAACGUUCGCACCCGGUCGUUGAACAGUCUGCUUUAUUGGCUGAUGCAAAUGGUUGGCGCCUUCGUCUUCGGCUUCACCCUUGACCUCAAGUGGUUAUCCCGUCCCAUGCGCGCCAGGCUCAAUUUUUUCCUCCUCUUCGCCCUCACCAUGGGCACCUGGGGCGGCGGCUAUGCCUUCCAGAAACAGUACACCCGGGAAACCGUCUUGGAAGCCAAGGAUUGGAGCAGCAGUGGCUACGUCGGUCCCAUGUUUCUCUACAUGUUCUACGGAUUCUAUGACGCCGCUUUUCAGACGUGCGCUUAUUGGUUCAUGGGAUCACUCAGCAACAAUGGUCGCAAGUUGGCCAAUUUUGCGGGCUUCUACAAAGGAAUUCAAUCCGCGGGUGCCGCAGGCAUGUGGCGGAUGGAGGGAGUCGAGACGCCCUUCAUGACAGAAUUCGCUUCCUGCUGGGGGUUGCUCGUCGGCAGCCUUCUGAUCGCGUCCCCCGUGAUCCUGUUCAAGAUCAAGGAGAGCACGGACAUGGAAGAUGAUCUCAAAUUCUCCGACGAGACCGCUCAGGAUGUAAUGGGCGUCCCCUUGGAGGAUCAACAACCAACCGAAAACAAGGAUGAGAAGCAUGUUCCCGUCGCUUGAGUUUUCCUGGUUAUAUUCUUACAUAUGUAUUUUUUUUUAAUCCACUUCCGCCGCUGCGGAAGGCUCAUGCAACGACGGCAUGACGAGAUGGCUUUCUUCUUGUGGGCAGUUUAUUGACUGCUUUUGAUGUUAUAUAAUAUUUUUUUUUCUACGGACACUUGUGGUCGAGUUUUAGCUUGCUUGUUUCGUGGGCGC
Molecule: messenger RNA, 2153 nt
Organism: Aspergillus steynii IBT 23096
Lineage: Eukaryota; Fungi; Ascomycota; Eurotiomycetes; Eurotiales; Aspergillaceae
Product: unc-93 family MFS transporter
Exons: 4
Coding region: 435-1958 (507 amino acids)
Biological process (GO): transmembrane transport
Molecular function (GO): transmembrane transporter activity
Source: RefSeq, a predicted model, not a curated record